Molecule: messenger RNA, 2853 nt
Organism: Pseudonaja textilis
Lineage: Eukaryota; Metazoa; Chordata; Lepidosauria; Squamata; Elapidae
Source: RefSeq, a predicted model, not a curated record
AUGUUCAUCCCACUACCGGUCCCCUUGGUCUUCCAAAGAUCCGCCGGCCCGGAGCACGGAUGGCGCCUCAAAUCGCCGCUCGCCCUGCGCUCUGCAAACGAAGUAAGAAUGUCUAAGCCCUUGGAACUGGAGAAGGUGCGCCUGGAGCUGCAAGAAGACCACACGGAUACAGAAAGAAAUGGACCUGACACAAACCAUCAGACUCAGCAGAGCAAACCUUCCCCGUUCUCCCCAUCCCCAACCAUCACGGGCACCAAGAUCAAAGCUGAAGAUUCUACAGAAAUGCCUCCAGCUCCAGCCCCAGCCCCCGCCCCAGCUCCAGCCCCUCAAGCUCAGCAGCCACACCUACCCCAGGCUCAGCUCAUGUUAGCGGGCAGCCAGCUUGCUGGGGUAAGUGCAACAGGCAGUUUCUGCAAUUCACCUUUGGAUGAAACAAUGUCUGUGGACUCCACGCUUCCCAGCCCCAACCAGCUGAGCAGCCCCAACCUUGGUUUUGAUGGGCUGCCGGGCCGACGUCGCAAGAAACGGACCAGCAUUGAGACUAAUGUCCGCUUUGCAUUGGAAAAAAGCUUUCUAGCGAACCAGAAGCCUACCUCAGAGGAGAUCCUACUUAUUGCUGAACAGUUGAACAUGGAGAAGGAGGUGAUUCGUGUCUGGUUCUGCAACCGCCGCCAGAAGGAGAAACGGAUCAACCCUUGCAGCUCUGCUCCCAUUUUGCCUGCCCAGAGCAAGCCUGCUGGCUACAGCCCUCACAUGGUGACCAGCCCAGGCACUGGCACAAGUUUGCCCCUCUCCCAGGCUUCCAGUAGUCUGAGCACAACAGUUACUACCUUGUCCCCAGCAAUCUGCUCCCUAACCCCCAGUCGGACAGCGGUUGGAGCAGGGGGCACCACCCUCAACUCGGUCACGCCACCCCCAAGCAACAGCACAAACCCCAGUCCUCAUCCAGCUCUCAGCUUGCAAGGCCUGAAUCCCAGUACGGGAAGCACAGUGCUAGGGGUGAAUGCAGGGUUAAACCCAGCGCUAAUGGCCACCAACCCACUGGCCACCAUACAAGCCCUGGCCAGUGGUGGAAGCCUGCCAAUUACCAGCCUUGAUGCCAGUGGUAACUUAGUCUUGGGUACCACUGCAGGCACAACUGGAAGCCAGAGCAUCGUGACCUCGCCGCUCUUCCUCAACCACGCGGGCCUGCCUUUGCUGAGUGCUGCCCCCGGAGGCGUGGGGCUGGUGUCAGCAGCUGCUGCCGUGGCUGCUUCUAUGCCUAGCAAGUCCCCUACCCUGACUUCCUCCUCCUCCUCUUCCUCUUCCUCCUCCUCUUGUUCCUCAUGCAGCUCCUCCAGUGACAUGGUGCAGACAAUGGGGCAAGUUGGAACUGGAUCCACCGAACCGGAUGCCAAGACGGAGUGAGGACUCAGGAGCAUCCACGCUGCCUUUUCUGACAUGGCGGGGGUAGCCAGGAGUGGACGUACAAACCGACACAUGAAACCAAAAAAAAAAAAAAAAACCAAAACAAAAAACCCAAGCAAACCAAAAUCACCAAAACCAAACAUAGAAAUGUCAGCAACAGCCAAACGAAAAAAAAAAAAAAAAACCAAACCAAAACCAAAAAAUAAGCAAACAAGCAAAGCAAAAAGGGAAAAAAAAGGAAGAAACCAAAAAAAGAAAGUUCCCCAAACCUUUGGCAUUCAUUUGUUUUUCCCCUCUGCAAAAGGUGACAGUCGAUGGUCUGUUUGGUUUUUUUAAUGAUUUAUGUUUUUUUUUCUUCAUCUGCUCGUUUCCUGGACAGUAUCAGAAAGGAAACCAAUAAAUGGGGAUAUUUUUUUUGUAAAAAAAAAGAAAAAAGAAAAAAAUACUUUUAAAAGAACCUUUAAAAAUCCUUAAGGGGAAUACAGAUCUCACACCAAAAAUCACCAGUUCUAGCUUCACCCAAAGCUUUUUACAAACUUUUCUAUCUUCAGUGUCUGGUCGAAUGUCUUUCAAAAUGCUUUUAUUUAUUCUUAUUUAUUCUUUCUCUUUUCCUUGGAUCCAGAAAGAGUUUGGGCAGGAAAAGAAUGGAUUGAUUUAAUUUCAGGAUCUUCCUAUAAAUAUUUUCUUUAUUUUUUAAAUGAUUAACAAAUGUUUCUGGUUUUUUUGCUCUCUCUUUUUUUUUUAAUGAAACAAAUAAGAAGCUUUAUACAAAUAGGGGGAUUCUUAUAAGAAAUGAAGGCUAGGAUUUUCAAAGGCAAUAAUGAAAAUCAGACACCGGGUUCCCUUUCUGGAAACUGGUUUCUUGAUUGAUGUCCUGCAAUGAGUUAUUUUUUAAAUUAUUUCUGCUGCAUCUUGUUUGCAAAGAGGUUAUUUGAUUCAUCAGCCCUGGGAUAGGCUCCACUAAAGGAGUUUGUGAUCACAAAAUUCAGAUUACUUGCCAGCCAAAAUCUAUAUUAGUUCUCUGGGGCUAAAGAGGUGGGGAACCGUUUUAAAAAAAUUUCUUUGUUGAAGUCCCUUUUGAGAUGUAUACAUUGCAGCAGGCAUUUGAUGCAUCAAAACCCAGAUAUUUGCAAUGCCUGUUUCUGUCUCUCUCAAAGACUUCCCCCCUAUAAUAAGAAUGAAGGAGUUCCGUCCGGCUGGAAUUACUUUAUUACUGUUAGCAGGGCUACUCAGAGGGUCUAUAAUGUAAGUACUUUUUGCAGGACAAGAGGCAUUAUUGAAAGUCACAGUCUUCAAAUUUUUAAGGAUGGGCAGCACUAAACCUUUGCUUUUUUUCUAUCAGCUUGUACCUUUUCUUUGCCAGCUUUAAUUUUCUAUUGAGCUUAGCUAAAAAAAUGUUUUUAAUUGGUUUUGCCUGGGGUUAGUAUCAGGGGUUAUUUUUUUGAA